UUUGGGUUCGUGGCGCACGCAGCUUAGCUCCUCUGUGACGUUUGGAUUUUCCCUGUAAGACUUUAUGAAUGCUCUUUUACUCACUGGAGUGAUCCUUUUGCUUACAGCCAUUAAAGAUGGCAGGCCUAAAGGUGAUUCUUUUCUUCCUGGCUGAACUUGUCAUGGCUUCUGCGUAUAUGAAUUAUUCAAACCAGUGUGAAAGCAUUUCGAAUGACACUAUCAAGGUGAUACAGGGAGAGGCACUGCGUCUGCACUGCCCCAAUUUCGACUGUGCUAAUGUGAAGAACAAUUCAAAGAUAUUUUGGUUCAAAAAAGAAAAUGCUAAAAUCCAGCCAAUCAUGAUGAAGGAAAAUGAACGGGUCCAUUAUCAUGGUGGUAUACUAUACUUCCUGCCAUUAAAUCUGAAUGACACAGGCCUUUACAUCACACAAUGGUGGUAUGAUGUAGCUCAGUGUGAUGAGUUUGUAACUGAAGUUGUUGUUUAUGAAAAGUUUCACCCAAAUCAACUGUACCCAAUUUUAUCAGAACAAAUACACAUUCUGCCUUAUGAAUGUCCAGUGUGGCAAAACACAGGAGAAAACAUCACCUGGUACAAGGAUUUCCGUCUGAUACCUGAAAAGACUGAUGUCAUAAUUCAAAUAUACCUCCUCUCAAAAGAUGCUAAUGGAAUCUACACCUGUGUGUGCACAUGGGAACAUCACGGUCAGGUUUACAACUCUAGUGGAUCCCGCUAUAUUCAGCGAAAAAAAGAGAUUGAAGUACCUUUUCGUCCAACCUUUCAAUAUCCCAUCAACAACUCUGUUGACUUUGUGGACCUGGGAUCAGAUGUGAAGUUAGACUGCCGGGUGUUCCUUGGUAUAAACAUAAGGGAAUCAAAAGGUGUUUACUGGAUGAGGAACAACAGCAGACUGGACUGUUCCAACAGAAUGGACAAUCUGUCAGUUCGGUCAACUUUGACGAUUACCCAAGUUUCAAUGAAGGACCUAGAGAAUGAAUAUUGCUGCGUAGCCAUAAGCCAUUAUCAAUGGGCAUUAGUAUGUAUCACCCUCAGGCCUAGAGAAUCGCUGCUUCCAGUGGCUGCAGUGUUUUCCGGCAUGUUCCUGUUCAUCCUUCUGGCUGUUGGCAUGGUGAAGUGGGUCACUGUAGAUCUGGUCUUGAUUAUCAGAAGUUUCAGAAUAAUGCAGUUCAAAAGAAAUGAUGGCAAAUUAUAUGAUGCAUACGUGAUCUACCAGAAGGAUAACCCAGAUGAGAAAACAGGAAGGAAAGCUGCUUAUUUUGUCAAUGAAGUUUUGCCAGCGGUACUUGAAAACUCCUGCGGCUUUAAACUCUAUAUUCAGGGCAGAGACGACCUACCCGGUGAAGACUGCACUGAGCUUAUCGAGAGAAAAAUGCGGCAAAGCCGCAGGCUGAUAGCUGUGCUACCACCAGGAUUCAAUCAUCAUGGGUUCACAACCUCACUUUGUUAUGACUGGCAUGUGGGGCUGCAUCAUGUGCUGGUCGAACAAGACAUGGGCGUGAUUCUGAUUCAACUGGAAGAUAUGAAGGAGUAUUCCCAUCUGCCCCUGGGGCUGCAGCAUCUCCUCCAAAAGACCUCACCCUUCAGGUGGGAUGAGAGCAGUGGCAAAGCAACCUGCCCGACCUCCUGUUUCUGGAAGCAGGUACGCUAUAAGAUGCCUGUUCCUCCAGACUCUAGCUCUUGUGGCGUUGACUUUUAAAUAUAAAAACCACUUUUAAGUAUAUUGUAACCACCUUUAUCAGAAUUACUUAAAUCAAUCAGCCAAAACAUUAAAACCAAUGACAGGGGAAGUGAAUAAUUGAUUAUCUUGUACAAUGGCACCUAUUAAUGGGUUAUAUUAAGCAGCAAUUGAACAGAUCUUAAAGUUAGAAACCAGUACAAAGGGUCUGAGUGACUUUUGCGAAGAAAAUAAAUUGUGAUUACUAGAUGGCUGGGUCAGGGUCAUUGACCUUUUAGAGUCAUUGGCUUCAAAGGCUCACUGAUGCAUAUGUGGAGCAAAUGCUGAAACAAUUAAUGCUGGCUCUGGUAGAAACUUGACAGAAUGUAGUGCAACACAGCUUCUUUGAGUAUGGGUCUAUGUACUGUAGCUACAGUCCAAUCAGAAUAUCAUACACAGAUGCUUUGGACAUGGUAUUGCUAGGAAACCUUGGGUCCUGGUAUUAAUGUGGAUGUACUUUGAUACAUACCACUAACCUAAACAUCAAGUUAACACCACUUCAUUGCAAUGGCUUUCCCUAAUGACACUGGCCUCUCACUGCAGGAUAAUUCUCCCUGCCAAAAUGCAAACAUUGUUCAAGAAUGAUGUAAAGACCAAACCACAGAGCUUGAGGUGAUCAAGCAUCUGUGAGAUAUGCUGAACAUACAAUUUUGGUUUAAUAACAAUAAAGCCUGUAUAUGUGUGUGUGUGUGUG
This is a messenger RNA of Silurus meridionalis, 2427 nucleotides long. It is a transcript of the gene il1rl1, whose product is annotated as interleukin 1 receptor-like 1. The record is from RefSeq and is a predicted model, not a curated record. Lineage: Eukaryota; Metazoa; Chordata; Actinopteri; Siluriformes; Siluridae. Gene Ontology annotation, biological process: signal transduction. The transcript has 11 exons. Bases 117 to 1715 code for a protein of 532 amino acids.